AUGAAUGGGUUCGUGCUAGCAAAGAAGAUUCUAAGAACUGGGUAUUACUGGAUGACCAUGGAGAAUGAUUGUAGCAAGUUCGUCCAGAAAUGCCACAAGUGUCAGAUUCAUGGAGACUUGAUAAAGAUUCCUCGGAUAGAACUGAAUGCUAUGACGUCACCUUGGCCACAAAUGAAUGAGGUUGUGGAAGCCGCCAAUGAAAAAAUCAAGAAGAUUCUGAGGAAGAUGAUUGAUAACUAUAAAGAUUGGAAUUCAACUGGGGCCUCUCCGUACCUGUUGGUGUAUGGAACUGAAGCAGUGAUACCAGCCGAAGUAGAAAUUCCUUCACUUCGAAUAAUACAAGUAGCUGAGUUGGACGAUGCAGAAUGGAUCCGUAAGAGGUAUGAGCAACUUGCUUUGAUAGAUGAAAAGCGAAUGAUUGUUGUUUGUCAUGGUCAAUUGUACCAACAAAGGAUGGCGCCAGCUUUUAACAAGCAUGGUAACAAUAGUGAGCCAAGUGAAGAAGAAGUGGCAAGGAGUAACGGCGCAAAAGAGUGUAUGAAAGAGUAA
Molecule: messenger RNA, 549 nt
Organism: Lycium ferocissimum
Lineage: Eukaryota; Viridiplantae; Streptophyta; Magnoliopsida; Solanales; Solanaceae
Exons: 3
Coding region: 1-549 (182 amino acids)
Molecular function (GO): nucleic acid binding
Source: RefSeq, a predicted model, not a curated record